Messenger RNA from Aspergillus steynii IBT 23096, 3801 nucleotides. Its product is annotated as ABC transporter ATP-binding protein. Gene Ontology annotation, molecular function: ATP binding; ABC-type transporter activity; ATP hydrolysis activity. Gene Ontology annotation, biological process: transmembrane transport. The coding region runs from base 1 to 3801 and encodes 1266 amino acids. The transcript has 10 exons. The record is from RefSeq and is a predicted model, not a curated record. Gene Ontology annotation, cellular component: membrane. NCBI's taxonomy places the organism in Eukaryota, Fungi, Ascomycota, Eurotiomycetes, Eurotiales, Aspergillaceae.
AUGGCGACUCUCGAGAAGCCCGUGGCCCCGAGCCAGGACGGCUCGCUGGCAUCGACCCCUGAAAGGCCUGGCGAGUCCGACGCGCCGAAGAAAGAUGGAGGCAUGAAAAGCUAUCUCAGGAUAUUCGGUUAUACUGAUCGGUUUGGCUGGUUUCUCAACGUCCUGGCUUUGAUCGGGACGAUCGGCGCAGGCAGCGCAUUGCCCUUGAUGGAUCUGCUUCUGGGCAAGAUGAUCACAACAUUCAACAACCAGGCCACUGGUGCGGACUCGGCGUCGAAAUUCCGCUCUGAGUUGAACAGGUUUACCCUCUACUUCGUCUACCUGUUUGUUGCCAAGUUUGGCUUGGUAUACAUCUGGACUUUAUCCUUGUCGGUUUCCUCGCUCCGGACCACCAAAGCCGUGCGCAUCGCGUUUUUGACUCGCUUGUUGCAGCAAGACAUCGCCUACUUCGACUCCAAUCAAGGCGGCUCUCCGGUCGUGCAAGUCACCACCAAUGCCAACCUGGUCAACCAAGGAAUAUCCGAAAAGCUUGGCUUUGCGGUGCAGGGCGUGGCGACAUUUGUGGCAGCCUUUAUCGUGGCCUUUGUGGUGCAGUGGAAGCUGACUCUGAUCACGAUCUGUAUCGUGCCGGUCAUUAUUGUGGUCACGUCGGUAUGCGCAGAUAUCGUGGUGAAGCAGGAGACCAACAUUCUACGCGUCAACGCCGAUGCCGGAUCGCUGGCAGAGGAGAUUCUAGCCAGUAUGAAGACCGUGCAUGCCUUUUCCGCUUUUGGCAAAUUGACCUCCAAAUACGACGAGCUGGGCCUGGAAGCAAAACGCCUGGGUUUAUCUCAGUCAUUGAACAUGGCCAUUCUUUACUCGGUGGAAUUUUUCUGCGUCUAUGCGGGUUAUGGCUUGGCCUUUUGGCAGGGUGUCCGCAUGUAUGCGAGAGGGGAAAUCGCCGAGCCAGGCACAGUUGUCACGGUUAUCUUCGCCGUGAUCGUGGCGGCCACAGCCAUGACCCAGAUCGCACCGCAGAUCAUCCAACUCACGAAAGCUGCCUCGGCUGCUCAGGAAAUGUGGACGGUUAUCGACCGCGAGCCUUCGAUCGACGGACUUUCCACCGAAGGAGCCCGGCCAGAUACUUGCAACGGGGAUAUCAUGUUCUCAAACGUGUCUUUCGCUUAUCCCACUCGGCCACAGGUGCCAGUCCUUCAGAACUUCACCCUGGCAAUUCCUGCCAACAAGUCGACCGCUCUAGUCGGACCCAGUGGUUCUGGGAAGAGCACCGUCACAGGCUUGUUGGAGAGAUGGUAUAAUCCGUUGGGGGGAUCAAUCACCCUUGAUGGACGAGAUGUGAAAGACUUGAACAUUCAGUGGCUGCGGACCCAUCUUCGCAUUGUCCAGCAGGAACCAACAUUGUUCAACGGGUCCGUCUUUGAGAAUGUUGCUUAUGGUCUGGCCGGCACAGAGCAUGUUCAUGCGUCCAAAGAUGAGCAACUGGACCGUGUCAUCAAAGCAUGCAAAGCGGCGUAUGCUCACGAUUUUAUCGAAAGACUACCAGAGGCAUACGACACCCAAGUCGGAGAGCGAGCCACCAUGUUAUCGGGCGGCCAGAAGCAGCGCAUCGCCAUCGCCCGCAGCAUCGUUUCUGAUCCCAAGGUCCUUAUUCUCGACGAAGCGACUAGCGCCCUUGAUCCUCAGGCGGAAAGGAUUGUGCAGGAAGCGCUGGACAAUGUUUCGGCCUCACGCACAACUAUUACCAUUGCUCAUAAAUUGUCUACGAUCAAGAAGGCCGAUCAAAUUGUGGUCCUGUCGCAGGGCAAAAUUGUGGAGAAGGGCACACACGACCAGCUCAACGAAUCAGGCGGCGCCUAUCAUCGUCUCAUUAAGGCGCAGGAUCUUGGUCGAGUCCAGAGUGAUGAUUCUCCGGCAGAGAAGGGGGAGUCGGCAGAGGACGUACGGGUCACGACAGUUCCUUCCAGGCGGCCGGAUAGCGUGAAGGAUACUGGUGUGGUCAACAACAUUGAAGCGCCUUCCACCCGUAGCCAAAGCCUGAUAAAAUGCUUGGCCAUCCUUCUGUCAGAGAGACGUGAACUGUGGUUCGAGUUCUUCGUUGUUUUUGCUGCCUGCGUUCUGGGAGGCGCCACUAAUCCGAUCCUUGCUUUCCUAUUUGCGAGGAUUCUGGACGUGUUUCAAAUUCAGUCUUCCGACCAGAUGGUAAAGAGAGGUGACUUCUACGCCCUCAUGUUUUUUGUCCUGGCCCUGGUUGUUCUUCUCGUCUAUGCGAUCUUAGGGUGGCUCACAAAUGUCAUUUCAACGUGUAUCGUAUACAUCUAUCGGAUGGAAAUGUUCCGAAGCUACCUUCGUCAAGACCUGACUUUCUAUGAUCAACCAGAACACACCACUGGGUCGCUCGUGUCGCAUCUAUCGACAAAGCCUACCAGUCUCCAGGAACUUCUCGGCUUCAACAUUGGUAUCAUUGUCGUUGCACUUGUGAACAUCGUCUCCAGCUCCAUUCUUGCUCUAGCGGUUGGAUGGAAGCUCGGACUGGUUGUGCUGGCUGGUGCCAUGAUCCCCAUGGUCUCCUGCGGAUACCUCCGAAUCCGUUUAGAGUUCAUGUUAGAUGAGGGCAUUUCAACUCGAUUUUCGCAGAGCGCCGCCUUGGCCGGAGAGGCAGUCUCUGCGAUUCGCACCGUUGCCUCACUGGCCAUCGAGCGAACGAUCCCGGCACGGUAUACGGAUGAACUGGCCGGGAUCGAGCGACGAUCUAUCAAGUCAUUGAUCUGGACUAUGUUCUGGCUCUCAUUGACGCAAUCGCUUUCCUUCCUCUCCAUGGCUCUUAGCUUUUGGUACGGAGGACGCUUGAUGUCCAGCGGCGAGUACUCAACGACCCAGCUGUAUAUCGUUGUCAUCGGAUCUAUUCUUUCCGGCGAGGCGGCAGCAUCUUUCUUCAUGUUCAGCACCAGCUACACCAAGGGCCAGGCCGCCUGCAACUACAUCUUCUGGCUUCGAUCCUUGCUGCCCGAUGUACGCGACGGUGAUUCAGACCAUAACCUCGAUCAGGCCUCUGGUGCGGCGGAAUUGACGCUUCAGGAUGUGGGAUUCCGGUAUCCCACACGGCCUAAUCGGGCGGUGCUGAAGAAUGUUGACGUGGAAAUCCAUCCCGGACAGAUGGUCGCAUUCGUCGGACCUUCAGGCCAUGGCAAAUCCAGUUUAAUCUCACUCAUCGAGAGAUACUACAACCCCUCGACCGGGUCCAUUCGCUUCGACGGGUCGGAUAUUGCCAAUAUGUCGCUUGCCUCCUACCGAAGCCAUCUCUCGCUAGUUCAGCAAGAACCGGUCCUUUACCAGGGAACCAUCCGCGAGAACAUCGCCCUCGGGCUCGAAUCGGAAGCCACUGAUGACCAGAUCGAUCACGCCUGUCGACAGGCCAAUGUUUUCGAUUUCGUCUCCUCUUUACCUGAAGGGCUAUCCACCGUGUGCGGCUCUAGAGGCAGCCUCUUCUCGGGUGGUCAACGACAGCGACUUGCAAUCGCGCGGGCGCUGAUCCGCCGGCCCCGACUGCUCCUCUUGGACGAAGCGACGUCUGCACUGGACACGGAGAGCGAGAAGAUCGUCCAAGCCGCACUUGAUAAAGCCAAAGAAGGUCGGACGACGAUUGCGAUCGCACAUCGCCUCUCGACGAUCAAGCAUUCCGACCGGAUCUUCGUCCUUGUGGACGGACGCAUCAAGGAACAGGGGACACAUGAGCAAUUACUGCAGCAACGUAGAACAUAUUACGAGAUGUGCUUGGGACAGGCACUCGAUCAGGCGGCAUAA